GUCAACGUUCCCAAAACCCGCCGGACCUACUGCAAGGGCAAGGAGUGCAAGAAGCACACCCAGCACAAGGUCACCCAGUACAAGGCUGGCAAGGCCUCCCUGUACGCCCAGGGUAAGCGUCGUUACGACCGGAAGCAGAGCGGUUAUGGUGGUCAGACCAAGCCCGUUUUCCACAAGAAGGCCAAGACUACCAAGAAGAUCGUCUUGCGUCUUGAGUGCACUGCUUGCAAGCAGAAGAAGCAGCUCUCUCUGAAGCGUUGCAAGCACUUCGAGCUUGGGUACGUGAUGACUCACUGGUCUUUUCAGUGCCAGCAACUUGUACUAAUAACUUCUACAGUGGCGACAAGAAGACCAAGGGUGCUGCUCUCGUUUUCUAAAUUUGCGAUUUCCUUGUUCGGCUCUGGGUUUCCUGCAUUGCACAGGCCGCUACUCCCGCGGCGGGGGAAUAUGACAUUGGGCAAUGGGAAAAUGGAUAGGGCUUCAUAUUCAGAAAAAAAGAAUAUAUGACUCCUAGUUGAUGAGUCUCUUCAUGAAUUAAUCCCCGUUAUGACGAGUAGAAUGUCGCAAGCGGCCUCCUUCAUCUGUGCCAGUGUAAGCCACCGAGAUUCACGCCAUACCCUACUCGAUUUUCACAGGAGGAGAAUCUUAGAUAUUCUAUAUCUAAAGGGAAUGAUGUCUCGCGGGGAUCGCAUUUGUUCAAUUAGUCUGUGAACGGCAUUGUCUUUCGGUACCUGUAGCUCCACCUUGCUUAUCAAGCCAAGCCACAGACCCGUUAUCAAUAGUAUCGAGAUCCUCAAGCGAAGCCGAGUCAUAUCUGCUAUAUUGCAUCGGCCCACAGAAG
Molecule: messenger RNA, 841 nt
Organism: Aspergillus alliaceus
Lineage: Eukaryota; Fungi; Ascomycota; Eurotiomycetes; Eurotiales; Aspergillaceae
Product: 60S ribosomal protein eL42
Exons: 2
Biological process (GO): translation
Cellular component (GO): cytosolic large ribosomal subunit; ribosome
Molecular function (GO): structural constituent of ribosome
Source: RefSeq, a predicted model, not a curated record